AUGUCUCCGCCUCUUCCCCAGGAACCUCCCCCGCAGGCCUCCGCCCAGCAUCCGCCGAAGAUGUUUCUCUCGCGCGCCUUCGUCGCCAGAGGCACUGGAGACCAGCCUUGGUCGUCUACUUCGCCCCUGUCGUCGCCUUCCUCGACUGCGUCUUCUUUUUCUUUCCCUCGCCCCUCUUCCCUCAAAAGAGGAAACCCGGAGUCAUCUUCCGAGCCGCGUCCUCACGCCCGGAGACUGGGGGACGACAAAGGGGAAGGGCGUGGAAACGGGGAAAGCUUAGAGGGGGACAAACAGGCAGACGCAGGCGACCAGAGUCGCACGGGGCCGUGUCACGAUGCGAUAGUGAAGGAGACUGCGAAGAGCGCGCAGAAGCCGGAAACGGGCAACCACGCCCCCGACAAGGAGGAACCCUCUAAUUGCUUGCCGGGAAUCUUGGGAAUCAUCUCUUUGUCAAAUGGAGAAGGCUGGGUACCCGAAGAAGGCGCGUGGACUGCAAGAAGCAGCACCAGAUGCACCACUGGGGGACGAGAUGCACUGAGCGUCUUGACCUCUUCGGACGGGGCUGAGCAGACCCAGCGAGGGCACAGAGAGGAGAGAGGCGCUAGCGAGGAGGCGGGUUAUUUCCCGUUUCCUGGGCAAGAAGGCGACACUGCCACGCUGAUGAGCGAGCCGCAAAAGCCGCUCGUCUCGCCUGCCUCGUCCCUGUCUUCGGUAUUGUCUCCCUCGUCUUCCCGAUCUGUCGCUGCGCUCCUCGCGCUGCUGCUCGCCAGGCGGAAGCGCGAGAAGGAGCGGAGGCGGCAGGAGCGAAAGGAAGGUGAGGCCUCUGAGACGAAGUCUGGACCUAAAAAAAGUAGAACGGCGCGAGAGCCGCGAGCCCCAGAGGCCUCAGAAGAGGCCGGACCCGAGCCUCUGGGAGACCGACAGAGUGCAGCUCGCGCCCCGCAAGGAGACGAUCGAGAGUUGCCGGCGAGGACGGAGAGAGACAGGAGACGAGGAGAAGAGGAACCUGGCUCAGAGAGAGGCUCGCGCGUUGACAGAAGAACGGCAGCAGGCGAGCAGGGGAGCGUUCCUGCGGGAGAGGCGGCAGGCUGGAGAAAUGCGACGGCGCGAGGAGCGAUGCACGCGCGCGAUAGCCGUGCGAGUGGAGACGCAGAAGCGCGAGCGUUGCCGAGAGGGGAGAAGAAAGCGGAAGGGAGGGACACCACAAGAAGAUUCGCCCCGAGCUGGAAGGAAAGGGAAGGCGCUUUCAAGGCAGCAUCACACUCUGAGGACUCUGGUGAAGAGUUCCGGCCGGAGAGGGGAGAUACCUCACAACAGCGAAGGACAGAAAGAGACGAAUUUGCACAUGUCGCAAACACCGCAGAGAGAGAAAGACGCCCCUUGUCAGCUCCUCAUUCUCGUCGCCCGCCGGCAUGCCGGCAAAGCACCAGAGGGGACUUGCUCGACGCAUCCAAUGGUGGCGAACACGCCAGUGCAGAGGAAGAGAGAAGGACCCUCAGGCCUGAACCGCGCUCGCCGCGAGAGUGCAGCAGAAGACCCGUAUCAGUUCGGGACCGGCGAGGGCAGGCGACGAAGGCGCAUCCCGGCGGCCGCGCAGAAACCGGGAAGGCGCUUAGAGGUGAGGCACGCUUUGUCUCUGAACACAAGGAGGAGAGGAGAGCGGUGCCUGCGCGUUCUGAGCACUCGAAAACGAAGCAGCGGGGAGAGCGAAGGGACAGAGAGCAGGCAUCGAAGACGACUCGCUCUACAUCGUCUGAUAGAGAGCAGAGUGCUGAACUCGAGAGGGUAGGGGCGAGAGAGAGCUGCGCCUUGAGACCCAAGAGAGACGUUGAGCGCGGCACAGCCGCGAAGAGAAAGAGCCGAGACGUUCGAAGCCUUCCCGUCAGCGACAAACGACGGCACACGCCAGGGGCCGACGCCUUCUCCGGAGGUCUCGCCGAGAAGGCCUGCAUUGGCAGGCCCCGCUCGAGGAGACAGUCUCUUUCUUCUCACCUCGACAGCGACGCAACGGCGAUCCGCGACAGCGACAGCGAAGCAGGCGACAGCGUGGAUCCUGGGGACGCACGACGCGAGACACGAGCUAGGCGACGAGAGUCUGCGUCGUCUCUCUCGGAUUGGAAGUACGCGGGAGAGGCACUGAGCCGCAUCAGGCAGGACAGAAGCGAGCUGCGCAAAGAAACCGACGCCCGCCGCUUUCAUCUGUAUCUGGCGGCGAGGGAGAGGCGUGCCUCGCUCGCUCAGGCGACAACGAAGCAGACUUCGCGACAGCAUGCGAAGACCCUGAGACCACAGACCGAAGUGAAUCCCCGCGCUGGCGUGUCCAUCCCCCGACGCCAGCGGCGUGCCUCCCCUCUGGAAGAGGAGGACGAACAGCGGGAAGAAGAUAAACGAGACGCACACGAGGAAUCUGAGGAAGACUACCUGGAUUUUCUGCUUUUCACAGAUAAGAAGGGGCGAGCGAGAAGGCGGGAGUCGGCUGCAAUGCGUGGGGACGAGUCCCCUCGUCAGGAGAGGAGACAGGGCGAACCCGAGAGCCGUGACGCAGAGGCGAACCCUGAAAGCGCGUUGCCGUCGCCGCUCGCUCGCGUCCGCCGUCUCGGCGAGAGCCUUGAUGACGUGAUUGCGAGACUGGAGGACCGAAGAGAGUUUCUGAGAAGGCAGAAAGUCCCCUCACCGCCUCCCUCCCCGCCUCCGCAGCAUGUCUCUCCCUCUGAAUAUGUUUCUUCCUCUCCACCUUCUUCCGUUGCCUGUUCGCCGGCACUACGCCACCCUCCGCUGUCUCCCUCGCCCUUCGCGUUGGCGGCGCCGCCUCGGCCUCAGGCCGCCUCCCCUGCGCCACUUGUCUCGCACGGCGGCGCGCGGAUUGCUUUGAGUGCAGAGAAGCAGACUGCCCUCUCCACUCCCUCAGCCACUGCCCUGGCGAUGCACGCGGGUUCGCUUUCCUGCUUCUCGCGCUUGGCUCUCCUGUCGCACCCCGUUCUCUUCGCUUCGCGGAAGACCCCUACCUCGCCCUACACAGUCUCGCCUCUGGAGUGUGCGGAAAAUUCUUCCUCCCUCUCGCGCUCGCUGCCUUUUCCUCAUCCCCUCACGCUCGUCGCCUUGCCCGUGGAAGACCGAGGCGCCCGCCGCACCGCGGAGAGCGGGGCGUACGAGCCGUCGAACGAACCGCGGGAAGGCAGCCCCUUCGGGCUUCCUGGGGCCCUGAGGCCCCAGAACUCUUCGCUCAGGCGUGCGUCGCGUUCUGUCCCGCCGCGGGCCUUCUCGCCCUCCUGUGCGCUUUUCGCGAGAGCUUUCGGUGCUCAGGCAGACCCCGCAUCUUCCUACGUGGGCCGUGUGCCCGCCGAGGGCGCCUCUAGAAGGGUCUUGGAUUCGUUUUCACAUCUUGACCGCCAGACGAAGAAUCGGUCUCUGCCCAGGCGCAACGCCCAGCCGCUCCUUCAUCCAGAGCAGGCGGAGGGCUCUUUUGCCGCAGCUUGCGUCGCGGGGCAGGGGCGCUCUCGUCUGCAUGCGGGCGGUCUCGCGGUUCCUCUUUCUCCACCUUCCUCGUUUCACGCCCCCGUCGCGUCGUUUGCUUCUCUGAUGCCUGAAGAGCGGUGGAGGGCACCGGGCGGCGCCCGCGCGUCCCCUCUCCUUCGACAAGAGGCCUCUGUUCCCGCCUCGCAAGAGGACAUGCGAGAGCGCGUCGAUCGGCGAGGCAGCGCCUCGCCUCCGCGCGCGUUCACUGUCUCCCCUGUGUGCGCGCUACCCUUCUCACGUUCGCCCCGGUGCGCGGAAAGCGCGGACGCUGCCGACGACCGCACGCUCCGCGCGAGAAUGCAAGCCCCAGCCAGCGGCACGUCGUGUGCGGCAUCGCCUGGCUCGUGUUGUCGUCUGUGCGGGAAAGCUAGAAUUCUCUGCGUGUGUGAGGCGAGGGACGAAGGACAGGGCGAUGCGCACGGCUGGCGCCCUGGCGGCCCCCUCUUCUACGACCCAGUUCCCUCGUCGCCUGGCUUUCCGCUCUCUCUCGCGUCCACGCCUGCGUUUCCUUUUCCUGCUUCGCCCUCUGCGCUUCCGAGUGGGCAAGGCGGCGGCCUCGAGACAGGCUUCUGCGUUCCAGCAGGCGUCGCCGCGCAGUCCCCGACUUGGUCGCAGCUGGCGGCUGAGCGCGAGCGAGAGUCUCGCUCCUUGCCUGCCCAGCUUCCGCAUCUCCACGCGGCCGCUCUGCAUCCUCUUUCCUUCGUGGCACCCAACGCACCGGGUGUCUCGCCUUACUGCCUGCCUCCAGAGGCCUCGGGGGUCGCGCCUUCGCUGCCUGAGAUGCCCGCCGUGCCCCCCUCCUAUCCUCCAGGCGCCGGGGAGCUGUCUCCUCCUCUCCUGGCGGGGCGCCCCUCGGCGUCCUCGCGCCCGCCGCCUGCGCGCCCGCGGGCCCGCGAGAGCGUCGCGCGCGGCUCAGACCGUCUGCUCAACAUCCUGCAGCAGCGCUACGGCCAUCACCCCCCACAGCACCUCCGAGAGAGGCGGCGAUCUUCUUCCUCGUCUUCGACCGCGUCGGCGAGUCGGCGGAAAGGCGCGGAGAAGCGCAAGGCUGCGACGCAGGGCGAGCCCCGCGGACGCCUCUCCCCCGGCCCAGUCCCGCCGUGGCGCGUGCCGGCGCCUGCAGGGCCUUCGCCGCCGCCGACCAUCGCCGCAGGGCCCUGCCGGUAUCCCGCGGCGUGUUUGCCGCGGGCGCAGCCGCGCGGAAUCGGCUGGUCGAAGCUCGGGCCCUUCGGAGCCAAGCACCUCAUUCUCACCAAGCUAAUCGAUAACUUGGAGAUUGCCCAGCGGCAAAUCAACUCGCGCGGCAAGCAGCAGGGCCCUGGAGCGGCUCGAGCUUCGCCGGCUGUGCCUGCAGCCGCUGCCGGGGCGCCCGUCUACUCCGCAUUUGCCGACCUUCGGACGGUCGAGCAACAGGGGAAGGACAUUUUCAAUGCGCUGAACUGCCGCUGGCGGCAGUUCAAGGCCUCCGGAGGGGCCGCAGCGAGCGCCGAGGAGACGACAGACUUCUGGCGGCGCGGCUGUCCUGCAGACUCGCGCGACGCGUACCCCGUCGACGGAGCGCAGCCGCAGGCUUUCGGCGCGCAUGCAGAGCCGACAGAACAAGACGUGUGCGCGGCAAAGGGCGCAGAGUUCCAGAAUCGACUUUCCAGUUUGAAUAAAAAAAUGGCCGCAGUCGUGGGACGUGAAUACCAGCUGCUGUACGAGUUCGAACGCGCGAGGCGAAACUGGCGCCGCGAGACGGAGCUUCCGCUGAAAAAGAACUCCAGCGCGGCUCUUGACGUCCCUUCCACGCCGCCGUCGACGCCUCCGUCCCUCGCGCGAGAGGCCGCCGCGUCGCGAGAGGAAAGGACAGGGCGGCAGGCUAGGCAGGACGAGGAGCACGCCGUUAGUGUCGAGGGAGACGGCAUAGAGUGCCGGCAACCGGGGGAAAGUCAGGUCAAGGCGCAGACUGCCGAAAGAACUCGAGUGGGCGGAUCUGCACAGAGAAAGCGAGAGGGCGACAGAGUGAGCGCGGCGGGGGCCAGCGGACGGGAGGACAGGGAGGGUGGCGCCCGCAGGCGCCUCGAGCGGAAAAGGAGCGAAGUUCUUUCGCCACCUUCCCUCGCAGGGCGCCGGAUCUUCGACUCAGAUAUCGAGCGGGAGAAACGAGAGAGGCUCACCCGUCCUCGCACGCGAAGCAGCGUGUCUUGCGCGCCGCUGGAUCGCAGGAGCGUCGAGUUUUCCGCUCGUCGCGCUCGGUUCGUCUCCCCGGACUCGAGCUCGACGUCUCCGCGGCUGCCGCCCCCCGGGCGCGAGUGGGGUGGCGUGCGUCAUUUUUGUUCAGUUCCAUCGCGGCCUUAUUCGCGAUUCCUGCGCACGCCGUCGCAGUCCAAGACAGAAUGCGAAGGGGUUGCUCUCCCUCUCUCGGGGCUGCCCUUCGCGGCUGCGCCUGCUCCGUACGCGGCGCUGCCGCCGAGGCAGUCCCUGCCGCGGGCGCCCUGGGCGGUGCUCGAGGCUGCGAGGCAGAGGCGGGUUUCUUCGAAGCCAGACGACGACUUCCGCGCGGGCGCCGAGCCGAAAGACGCAUCGCUCGAUCCGGACGUCGCCGCCUUCGUCAGGAGCGGCGGCGGGCAGUUUGGCGAGUUUGGGCUGCGGGUGCUCGAGGGGAAACAGGAGAUUCUCCAGCGUCAAUUGGUCAACUCCGAGGCGCGGAGGACCGUGGAAAAAGCUUUGCGCGAAGCCUCGCGCCUCGACCCCUUUCUCGUCCGCACAGAAGAAGAAAUGCUCCACUGCAUCGGGAAGCACCUCGGGAAACGCCAAAAGAAAUAA
Molecule: messenger RNA, 6324 nt
Organism: Besnoitia besnoiti
Lineage: Eukaryota; Apicomplexa; Conoidasida; Eucoccidiorida; Sarcocystidae
Exons: 5
Coding region: 1-6324 (2107 amino acids)
Source: RefSeq, a predicted model, not a curated record